Hordeum vulgare subsp. vulgare (domesticated barley) is the source of this 336-nucleotide messenger RNA. Its product is annotated as 2-hydroxy-palmitic acid dioxygenase mpo1-like. Bases 1 to 336 code for a protein of 111 amino acids. NCBI's taxonomy places the organism in Eukaryota, Viridiplantae, Streptophyta, Magnoliopsida, Poales, Poaceae. The transcript has a single exon. The record is from RefSeq and is a predicted model, not a curated record. Gene Ontology annotation, cellular component: endoplasmic reticulum. Gene Ontology annotation, biological process: sphingoid catabolic process.
AUGGCUAGUGGCGGCGGCAGCGGCGGUAGCGGGUUCCUCAACCUGGAGCGGCACUUCACCUUCUACGGCGCGUACCACAGCAACCCGGUCAACGUCUUCAUCCAUACGCUCUUCAUCUGGCCCAUCUUCCUCACGGCCCUCCUGCUCCUCCACCUCACCGCCCCAUUCCCGCGCGCCGCCGCGGUCUUCACCGCCGUCUAUGGGGCCUUCUAUGCCUCCCUCGACCGUCGCUCCGGCUCCCUCGUCACCGUCCUCUGCCGCCUCUUCUGGGGCGCCCGCUCCGCCCGCCUCGGCUUCUCCCUCGGAUGGCCACUCUUGGCUUCUUCCUUUGAUUGA